Doryrhamphus excisus (bluestripe pipefish) is the source of this 2232-nucleotide messenger RNA. RefSeq names its product sarcolemma associated protein b (gene slmapb). The record is from RefSeq and is a predicted model, not a curated record. Lineage: Eukaryota; Metazoa; Chordata; Actinopteri; Syngnathiformes; Syngnathidae.
GCAGUGGUCAGUGAGAUCCCACAAACCAAACCAUUUGGUGGUGAACGUUGUGUUUAAUGAGCAACAUAUGCUUCAUGAAGCCCACUACACCAAAAAUGAAGACUCCUGUUUACCUUUCGAACAGGAGCCUCAACGCAAAAACUCCGACAGCGAGCGGCAGGGCGUAAAGUAUCUCUCCCACUCGAGGGUACUCCACACCAGGUGGUGGAUGCUCCAGAUCCGCCCAGGAAACAUUCUCGGGAAGCCAAAAUCUCUCGCUCCAAAACCAGGCUAAGAACGAGGAAGUCAUCGAGGGAGAGAAGAGCGCGCGGGUUGUAAGCUAGCAAAGGUGGCUACUAAAGUCGUAAAAGCUACGCUCCCACCUCCUUCCGUCUUCCUUCUUUCCUAAGGCUCCACACUGGCGCUAAGUAAGCAUUACCGCCGCUUUACUCCAGCGAGUAAACUGCACAAGACGCUAUGUUGACACGUAAAAGGCACCACCCACGGCAAACUUUCAAUGACGUUCUUGGCUCGUUGUCGCCCCGGGGAGCGGCCGCCCACAAGUCAAGUGGGGGGCCGGGAAGCUGCCACUCGCCCACUUAGCGCGUAGCGUAUUCACCUGGAGUUUGCUAACGCGUCUGUGGUACAAUAACUGUAUUUUGGAGUGAUUUGAGGAUACAACAAUGGAAGAGAAGAGUGAUCCUCUCAAUAACAUAUCACUGAUUAAAGAUGAUCUCAGCAGGUCAAAUAUGGGGUCUUCCAGUGAUUAUGAAAAAACUAUCCAGCGUUUGAAUGAUGAACUUAGGGAGGCACAGGAGCGGGCCAAUACGGAGAGGCACAAAUGCAUGGAGCUUGAAGGUGUCCUGAAUAAAGAGAGAAAAGAUAAUAAACAACAAGCUGAUGAAUCUGCAAAACAGAUCAAACUUCUUCAAGGUCAGGUACGGAAGCUCCAAGGUGAAAUAGACGUCUCUUCUAGUUUAUGCGAUGAGCUACAAAGUGCACAAGAUGAGGUGAAGUCACUGAAACACAACCUGGAGGCAGCCACCGUCGAGCGAGAUCGUGAGGUUGGCGCAAUCGAGUUUAACCUGGCAACCGUCUCCAAGGAUCUGGACAAAUGGCGUCAGACUGCCAGCAAAUACGAACGUAAGAUUGAGGACUUACAGCAGGAUCUCCAGCAGCAAGGCAAGCAGUGGCAGAAAACUGCAGAAAUACAAGCCAGCGAGCUACAGUCCAUGCAGGUGGAAUGUAAUGGCCUGCAGAAGGAGUGUUCCAUUCUGCGAUCUGAAAAACAGGAAAUAGUGAACAAGCAUCAGAAAGAAAAGGGCAGUCUGCAAAGUGAAUGCACAUCCCUCAGGGCAGAGAAAGAGGAACUGCUUAAAACCCAUCAGAAUGAGAAGGGCCACUUGCAGCAAGAAAGUGCAGCACUGCGUGCCAGAAACGAGGCAAUGCAGCAGAAACAACAACAGUUGGAGAAAGACCUUGUCAGUUCACAAGCCCAGAAUGCAGAGCUGAGCAACAGCGUUAAAGUUCUUCAGAGAUCUCAGCAGGAGCUGGAAAAGAAGUUAGAAGCGUUGGAGCGCCAGUACCAGCAGGAUAGUAGCCAACUGCAAACCCAACUGAGUGAGGCCAAUAGCUGCAGGGAGAUACUGCAGACAGAGUAUGAAGAGACCAAGGCUGAGCUCUCGGACCUAAAGGAAGAAUAUGAGAAGGUUGAGCAGGAGAAACAAUCACUUGCCAAUGAACUGGAGGAGUGCAAAGCCAACAUGAGCGAACUUCAAGAGAGAGGAACAACGACGUCCCUAAAGCUGCCUGUUCAAGCCAUAGUCAUCUGCCUUGUCCUGGCUUUGCUGUUAUGGUGCUUCGGCGCAUUGUGGUAGUAAGAAGCCGUGGAUGAUCUGGGGGCCUGUGGUGGCCGUGGCUCUAACAGCUGUGACUGCUGCUGCGCUCUUCAAGACCUGAGGACGGUACACGGCUCACACUUACACACUAACACGUGCGCACGCAGUGAAUCCUUCGUCGUCAUAAGAUUGAGACGCACACUGAAACUGACGAGCAUCACAAAUGCUAUUAUCUGCACUAAUUAAUUAGGAGAAGUCAUACGUAACACUGUUUUAAAUGUCUCGGAGCCUUCAUUUCAAAUGACAGAUCAUUAAAAAAAAGAAUGUUGUGUGUUGGUACAUGAGGGAAAUAUUUUCGGGCCCUUUUUUUUUGACUGAUAAGCCGUAGAGUGUCAAUUAAUGAAUGUAAAUGCUG